UUCCGCCUUGCACGUGUGUUUACAAAAAUGCAAGCUAUCUAGCCCAAGAACUAGUUUAAAAUUAUUAUAAGAACCGUAAUAGUUUGUGUACAGGUACAAAUAUGGGGAAACUGAAUGUGGUGGUUCUGAGAUACUUGUCUCGUGAUGACUUCCGCGUGCUCACAGCGGUUGAAAUGGGGAUGAAGAACCAUGAGAUCGUUCCUGUGAGUCUUCUGUCCUCCAUCGCCAGCCUCAGACACGGUGGCUGUAAUAAGAUCCUCCGAGAGUUGGUCAAGCACAAACUUGUGGUUUAUGAACGCAGCAAGAUGGUGCAAGGCUACAGACUGAACUACGGAGGUUAUGACUACCUUGCCCUGAAAACCUUGUGCUCCAGAGAUGUGAUCGUUUCUGUUGGCAACCAGAUGGGAGUGGGUAAAGAGUCAGAUAUAUAUAUUGUGGCAGGUCCAAACGGGGAGCAGUAUGCUCUGAAGCUUCACAGAUUGGGUCGCACCUCCUUCAGAAACCUGAAGAACAAAAGAGAUUACCACAAACACAGGAAGAAUAUGUCCUGGCUCUACCUCUCUCGGCUUUCUGCCAUGAAGGAAUUUGCCUAUAUGAAGGCAUUGUAUGAUCGUGGUUUUCCUGUUCCCAAACCGGUGGACUACAAUAGACAUGCUGUGGUGAUGGAACUCAUCAAUGGAUAUCCACUUUGUCAAGUGCAUGAACUGCAGGAUCCACCGGCCCUGUACAAUGAGUUCAUGGAACUUAUUGUCAAACUGGCAAAUCAUGGCUUGAUUCAUGGAGACUUCAAUGAGUUUAACUUGAUGUUGGAUGAUCAGGACCACAUAACAAUGAUUGACUUUCCUCAGAUGGUGUCCACAUCGCACCCUAAUGCUGAAUGGUAUUUUGACCGAGAUGUGAAAUGUAUCAGGGACUUCUUUGCAAAACGAUUCAAUUAUGAGAGUGAGCUCUACCCAACCUUCAAAGACAUCAGACGGUCUUAUUCUCUCGAUGUUGAAGUCUCAGCCAGUGGCUUUACCAAAGAUCUGGAGAAAGAAAGUGCAUUUCUACACCCAGCUGGACCUGAGAGAGAAGAUGAUGAUGAUGAAGAGGAGGACGAUGAUGAGGAAGAGGCAGCAGAUGAAGAAAUACCUCAUGAGAAUGUGGACAUGGAGGAAUAUAAUCAUGCAAUGUUGGAACUAGAGGGUCUGAAAGUUAGUGAUACACAUGCAGAGGUCUCAAAUGAGAAAGAAGAGGAAAGGGAAGAACGGAAAGACACAGAGAAUGUGCCAGCACCUAGGAGUGAUGAAAAGACAGAGAAAGUCACAGAGGAAGAGUUAAAGGAAGCAGAGGAUGAAUGUCCAGAGUUGGCAGACCUUUCUGCUUCUAACAAGGAGUUCAAACCAUUCAGAGACUCCGACAGUCUUCUACACAUUGCAGAACACAGGAGGAAAAGGACAGACAGUGAGGGUACAAUGGGCAGCAUAGGGAGCUGCUCCACCAUACCACCUGAGGUAGUCCGCCAGAAGGUGCGGAGGCAGCUCAACAAGGAGCAGAAGGCAGCUCAGAGGAGACGUCUGCAGAAAGGAGAGGCCAACUUGGUGACCAAAUCCAGGAGAGAGAACCAAAGUAACAUCAAGUCCAGUAUAGAGUGUGCUGACUUCUGGGGUUAAAAGGGACUAAAGUGAUUAAAGAAAAGCAUAUCAGCAUACAUUUCUUAGGUUCCUCUUGCAUUUAUCUGAAGUGAGCAGUCAAGACAUGAUGGUCGGUGGUAAAACUGAAGAGGAUCUGCUGCACUUCAGUACUUUAUCAUGAAAGGCUGAAGCAGUGAGCACUGACUUUACUGACUAUCAUGUUAAGAACAAACUGUUGCUGAUUCUGCUCAUCCUACAAAAGCCCCACAAUGGCAAGAGGAUGCAACUUGUCCUUAACUGUCAAACUCAGCUUAGUCUAAAGUAAUGUAAAUAAAUGUUACCUUUAAUGGAGAUGUGUGAUUAAUAAUAAACAAUUUAAA
This is a messenger RNA of Sphaeramia orbicularis (orbiculate cardinalfish), 1993 nucleotides long. RefSeq names its product RIO kinase 2 (yeast) (gene riok2). Gene Ontology annotation, molecular function: protein serine/threonine kinase activity; ATP binding. The transcript is spliced from 10 exons. Gene Ontology annotation, cellular component: nucleus; preribosome, small subunit precursor; cytosol. The record is from RefSeq and is a predicted model, not a curated record. Gene Ontology annotation, biological process: protein phosphorylation; maturation of SSU-rRNA. The coding region runs from base 102 to 1652 and encodes 516 amino acids. NCBI's taxonomy places the organism in Eukaryota, Metazoa, Chordata, Actinopteri, Kurtiformes, Apogonidae.